UUUGGGGACCCAGACGUUCUCCUCGUGAGGGCCUCGUGGUGGUGGAUCUCCCCCCUCUUCCUCUUCCUGGGAGGAGUGGGGGGAGGACGCGCUCGGCACCGACAGAGGUGAGUAUCGAUUGCUCUCUGCCUGGCCCUGAGGUGCGAUCGGCGCCUUGGCGAGCGGAUCGGAUUUUUAAGCGUUCCGCACCCAGCGGGGCUUGAGCCUGUGGGUCACGCGACAUCUGCGUGCAGGCCAGGUAUUACAUCGCCCCGCACGUUGGAAACUGCUGCUUGCGGGCGCACGGAAUUCGGACAUUGUAGGGAGCAGGAGAACCGUAUGCUUGAGGAGGGACUCGAUCCUCCUAAUGCUCGUCCUCGUCCUCGUCCUUCUCCCUGAGACGGGUGGGGCGCUGGGAAUUCGUUUGAAUUCGGGCAACCGAAGAGCAUCUAAUGUUGUAUGCUGCAGCAGCCCUUCCGGCCAGGGCUCGUGCACGUAUCUCCGCGGACUCGUCCCGUCCCCCGCUUGCGCUGGCCAGCCCGGCAGGGCGGCCCUGGGGAGGAGGUUGGGGGAGGAGGACGGGCGAGGGCGCGAAGUGAAGGUGGCCAGGGCGAGUCCCGCCCAGGUGAGGCCCGACCGCGGCCGUGAACACACCGACGGCUGUGCCUCUGGAGAGAGGCGCCCCCGCGCCGGGCCCCCAGGGCGCCCCGCUGCACAGGCCCAGCAGGCCUUGGCCACAAGUGCCAGCCGCCGCGGCGUCUGCGACUGCGACUGUGGGCUGGGCUGCGCGGGCCACGGGAGCAAAUUCAG
Prorocentrum cordatum is the source of this 789-nucleotide messenger RNA. Lineage: Eukaryota; Dinophyceae; Prorocentrales; Prorocentraceae. The record is from the annotation of a GenBank genome assembly.